GUGACGCCGGCCUAAGUAUAAACGACCGCGUUAUAUCGCGUUGUGAUCGCGUUGUGAUUGCGUUGUGUCACAUUCAACGUAUAAGAUGGAAUCCGAUUACGAUGAGGAUCGAAGUGGUUGGGGAGAUGAGGUGAAUCGAAGUACUGAGGAAUGUAGUGGAGAAGAUAUGUUUGAUAAUCCACAAGAAGUAUUGAAUGAAUGUUUGGAUAAAUUCAAAACAUCUGACUACAUUAUGGAACCUGGCAUUUUCGCCCAACUUAAGAGAUAUUUUCAAGCAGGAGGAAAUCCCGAACAAGUUAUAGAAUUAUUGUCCAAGAAUUAUACAGCUUAUGCACAAAUGGCAAAUCUUCUCGCAGAAUGGCUAAUCCUUGCUGGAGUGAAAGUCACUGAUGUGCAAGCAAUGGUGGAAAAUAACUUGAAGGAUAUGAUUCUUAAAACUUUUGAUCCCAAGAAAGCAGACAAAAUUUUUACAGAAGAGGGUGAAACUCCUGCUUGGUUGACAGAAAUGAUACAGCAUCCUACUUGGCGAUCUCUUAUUUAUAGACUUGCAGAGGAAUACCCGGACUGUUUAAUGCUAAAUUUUACCAUUAAACUCAUAUCAGAUGCAGGAUUUCAAGGUGAAAUUACAAGUAUCUCAACUGCGGCUCAACAAAUUGAAGUCUUCUCACGUGUAUUGAAGACUGCAAUUGCUGGAUUUCUUCAAAAUACAGAAGACUGGCAAUCGAGUAUCCAAGAAUGUGCAAAAAUGGUAUGUCACGGUCAACAUACUUAUGUGUACAGUCAAGUCCUGUUGCAGAUUUUAGCACAAGAAACUCGUGGUGGUUUUAUGAUGAAAAGACUAUCUCAAGAAAUCACCAAAUGUGCUCAACAAAAUCGACAUGACGUUACUCCAAUAACAAUGGCUCUGAAUGGUGCUGCUAGUAGUCCUGGAGCAUGUCAAGCACUAGCAUCUAUGUUAUCAAGAAACACUUUAAAUCCUGCUGACAUCACUGUAUUGUUUAGAAAUUACUCUGCAGCAGAACCACCUCCUAUUGAGUUGUUACGUAACCCUCAAUUUUUGGAAUUAUUGGUUGAUGCACUUUUUAAGCCUGGUGUUAAGAUAAAUCCUGAACACAAAUCGAAGUAUAUAUAUUUAUUAGCUUAUGCAGCAAGUGUGUGUGAAGCAGCUCCUAAAAAAGGCAAUACGCGUAAAACUAAUAAGGACGAAUUAAAAACAACUAUUCAGGCGAUUGAGAAAGUACACAAUAUAUGUAAUAUAAACAAAGGAUCGACUGAGCUAAUAGCAGAGUUACAUACCUUGUAUCAAUGCAUACGAUUUCCUGUUGUAAGUGUGGGUGUAAUAAGGUGGGUAGAGUGCACUGUGACUGAACCAUCAUAUUUUAAAUUAUGUACAGAGCAUUGUCCUGUACACCUUGCUUUAUUGGACGAAGUUGUUGUUUGUCAUUCUCUAUUGCAUCCAAAAAUAUUGAGAUUGCUUGUGCACUUGUUUGAAAGUAAACAAGAUGAACUGGAGAUACUUGUACAGCUGGAGAUGAAAAAGAUGUUGAUUGAUAGAAUGGUGAAUCUUUUGAGCAGAGGUUGCGUAGUACCUGUUGUGUGCUACAUUAAGCAAUGUUGGCAACGUGGAGAUACAGAUGUAUCUCUAAUCAGAUAUUUCGUCACCGAGGUGUUGGAAGCAAUAGCUCCUCCAUACUCAACUGAAUUUGUACAAUUAUUCUUGCCAAUGGUAGAAAAUGAAGAGAUUACUGGGACUAUGCGUGGAGAAAGUGAGAACGACUUGGUUUCAGAAUUCACUGUGCACUGCAAAACUCACUGCCCUGUUGUAAGAUGACGUUACAAAAAUUAAUCACAGGUGGGUUAAAUCAAA
Messenger RNA from Linepithema humile (Argentine ant), 1867 nucleotides. It is a transcript of the gene TH1, whose product is annotated as negative elongation factor complex member TH1. Gene Ontology annotation, cellular component: NELF complex; nucleus. The record is from RefSeq and is a predicted model, not a curated record. Gene Ontology annotation, molecular function: RNA binding. Gene Ontology annotation, biological process: negative regulation of transcription elongation by RNA polymerase II. NCBI's taxonomy places the organism in Eukaryota, Metazoa, Arthropoda, Insecta, Hymenoptera, Formicidae.